Messenger RNA from Ochotona curzoniae (black-lipped pika), 3405 nucleotides. It is a transcript of the gene TRPM8, whose product is annotated as transient receptor potential cation channel subfamily M member 8. Lineage: Eukaryota; Metazoa; Chordata; Mammalia; Lagomorpha; Ochotonidae. Gene Ontology annotation, cellular component: membrane. Gene Ontology annotation, molecular function: ligand-gated calcium channel activity. The record is from RefSeq and is a predicted model, not a curated record. The transcript has 25 exons. Gene Ontology annotation, biological process: calcium ion transmembrane transport. The coding region runs from base 3 to 3317 and encodes 1104 amino acids.
AGAUGCCCUUCGAAGGAGCCCGGCUGAGCAUGAGGAGCAGGAGGAACGGUGGCCUGGGCAGCACACGCACCCUGUACUCCAGCGUGUCUCGGAGCACAGAUGUGUCCUACAGCGAAAGCGAGCUGGUGGAUUUCAUCCAAGCAAAUUUUAAGAAACGGGAAUGUGUCUUCUUUACCAAAGACUCAAAGGCCACGGACAGCGUGUGCAAGUGUGGCUAUGCCCAGAGCCAGCACAUCGAGGGCACCCAGAUCAACCACAACGAGAAGUGGAAUUACAAGAAGCACACCAAGGAGUUUCCCACCGACGCCUUUGGGGACAUCCAGUUUGAGACCCUGGGGAAGAAAGGAAAGUAUAUCCGCUUGUCCUGCGACACGGACGCCGAGACCCUGUAUGAGCUCCUGACUCAGCAUUGGCACCUGAAAACUCCCAACUUGGUUAUUUCCGUCACUGGCGGCGCCAAGAACUUCGCCCUGAAGCCGCGCAUGCGCAAGAUCUUCAGUCGUCUGAUCUACAUCGCUCAGUCAAAAGGUGCUUGGAUUCUCACUGGAGGCACCCACUACGGCCUGAUGAAGUACAUUGGUGAGGUGGUGAGAGACAACACAAUCAGCCGGAACUCGGAGGAAAACAUUGUGGCCAUUGGCAUAGCGGCGUGGGGCAUGGUCUCCAACCGGGAUACCCUCAUCAGGAAUUGCAAUGCUGAGGGAUAUUUUUCAGCCCAGUACAUCAUGGAUGAUUUCAAGAGGGAUCCUCUGUACAUCCUAGACAACAACCACACUCAUCUGCUGCUGGUGGACAACGGCUGUCAUGGUCAUCCCACCGUGGAAGCCAAGCUCCGGAACCAGCUGGAGAAGUACAUCUCUGAGCGCACCAGUCAAGAUUCCAACUAUGGCGGCAAGAUCCCCAUUGUUUGCUUUGCUCAAGGAGGUGGACGGGAGACUCUGAAAGCCAUCAACACCUCCAUCAAAAGCAAGAUUCCCUGUGUGGUGGUGGAAGGCUCGGGGCAGAUCGCCGAUGUGAUUGCCAGCCUGGUAGACCUGGAGGACACCCUGACCUCCUCCAUGGUCAAGGAGAAGCUCGUGCGCUUCCUGCCUCGCACGGUGUCCCGGCUGCCCGAGGACGAGACUGAGAGCUGGAUCCGAUGGCUCAAAGAAAUUCUUGAAAGUUCUCACCUGUUAACAGUUAUUAAAAUGGAAGAAGCUGGAGAUGAAAUCGUGAGCAAUGCCAUUUCCUAUGCUCUGUACAAAGCCUUUAGCACCAACGAGCAAGAUAAAGACAAUUGGAAUGGGCAGCUGAAGCUGCUGCUGGAGUGGAACCAGCUGGACCUGGCCAGCGAUGAGAUUUUCACCAAUGACCGCCGCUGGGAGUCUGCAGACCUUCAAGAAGUCAUGUUCACGGCUCUCAUAAAGGACAGGCCCAAGUUUGUCCGCCUCUUCCUGGAGAACGGCCUGAACCUGCAGAAGUUUCUCACCAAUGACGUCCUCACCGAGCUCUUUUCCAACCACUUCAGUACCCUGGUGUACCGGAACCUGCAGAUUGCCAAGAACUCCUACAAUGAUGCCCUGCUCACAUUUGUGUGGAAGCUGGUUGCCAACUUCCGAAGAGGCUUCUGGAAGGAAGACAGAAGCAGCAGGGAUGACUUGGAUGUGGAACUCCACGACGUGUCCUUCAUUACUCGGCACCCCUUGCAAGCUCUCUUCAUCUGGGCCAUUCUUCAGAACAAAAAGGAACUCUCCAAGGUCAUCUGGGAGCAGACCAGGGGCUGUACCCUGGCAGCGCUGGGAGCCAGCAAGCUCCUGAAGACACUGGCAAAGGUGAAGAACGACAUCAACGCUGCUGGGGAGUCUGAGGAACUGGCAAAUGAGUACGAGACCCGCGCCGUGGAGCUGUUCACGGAGUGUUACAGCAGUGACGAAGAUUUGGCCGAGCAGCUGCUGGUCUACUCCUGUGAAGCCUGGGGUGGGAGCAACUGCCUGGAGCUGGCUGUGGAGGCCACCGACCAGCACUUCAUCGCCCAGCCUGGGGUGCAGAAUUUCCUUUCCAAGCAGUGGUAUGGAGAGAUCUCACGGGACACCAAGAACUGGAAGAUUAUUCUGUGCCUGUUCAUUAUACCCUUGGUGGGCUGUGGCUUUGUAUCGUUUAGGAAGAAGCCUGUUGACAAGCACAAGCGGCUGCUGUGGCACUACGUGGCCUUCUUCACCUCCCCAUUCGUGGUCUUCUCGUGGAACGUGGUCUUCUACAUCGCCUUCCUGCUGCUUUUUGCCUACGUGCUGCUCAUGGACUUUCACUCCGUGCCACACACGCCUGAGCUCAUCCUCUAUGCCCUGGUCUUUGUAUUAUUCUGUGAUGAAGUGAGACAGUGGUACAUGAACGGCGUGAAUUACUUCACUGACCUGUGGAAUGUGAUGGACACCCUGGGCCUGUUCUACUUCAUAGCAGGAAUCGUGUUCCGCCUUCAUCCCUCCAAUAAAAGCUCCUUGUACUCUGGGCGCGUCAUUUUCUGCCUGGAUUAUAUCAUCUUCACCUUGAGGCUGAUCCACAUCUUCACUGUGAGCAGAAACUUGGGCCCCAAGAUCAUCAUGUUGCAGAGGAUGCUGAUCGACGUGUUUUUCUUCCUGUUCCUCUUUGCGGUGUGGAUGGUGGCCUUCGGUGUGGCCAGGCAAGGGAUCCUGCGGCAAAACGAGCAACGCUGGAGGUGGAUUUUCCGCUCAGUCAUCUAUGAACCAUACUUGGCCAUGUUUGGCCAGGUGCCCAGUGACGUGGACGGUACCACGUAUGACUUUGCACACUGUACCUUCACCGGAAACGAGUCGAAGCCGCUGUGCGUGGAACUGGACGAACAGAACCUGCCACGCUUCCCCGAGUGGAUCACCAUCCCCCUCGUGUGCAUCUACAUGCUGUCCACCAACAUCCUGCUGGUCAACCUGCUGGUCGCCAUGUUCGGCUACACUGUGGGCACUGUGCAGGAGAACAACGACCAGGUGUGGAAGUUCCAGAGGUACUUCCUGGUGCAGGAGUACUGCAACCGGCUCAACAUCCCCUUCCCCUUCGUCGUCUUCGCCUACUUCUACAUGGUGGUGAAGAAGUGCUUCAGCUGCUGCUGCAAGGAGGAAAACAUGGAGUCUUCCGCCUGCUGUUUCAGAAAUGAAGACAACGAGACGCUGGCAUGGGAGGGGGUCAUGAAGGAAAAUUAUCUCGUCAAGAUCAACACGAAAGCCAAUGACACCUCAGAGGAAAUGAGACACCGCUUCAGACAACUGGACACGAAGCUUAAUGAUCUCAAGGGCCUUCUGAAGGAAAUUGCUAAUAAAAUCAAAUGAAACUGCAUGAGCUCUAAUGGAGAAAACCCUAAUUACAGCCAGGUGACAUUUAGGAGCGCUGAAGAAUGAUUUCGCUAGUGACUACUAA